CCCCUCACCCCAGCAGACAGACAGAUCACGAGACCAGCGCUGUCUGCAACACGCUAGAAAUAACUUUGAAGUUUUUAUGUUGUUGAAACUUUGAGCUAAGUUUCAUCCUAACCAAACACUUCAUAUAGACGAGUGUUCAGAGCCCUUACACACAGCGCGUUUCAGCCACGAUGUCCGCCGACACACAGCAGAGCAAGAGCUGCCCCAUUCCCACGCGUGUCCUGCACCUCAAAGACUGGUCCCAGCUCCCAGACUGCUACAGCCAGACCCCUGGAGGAACCCUUUUCUCCACUACACCAGGGGGAACUCGGAUCAUUUAUGACAGAAAGUUCCUCCUGGACUGCAGGAACUCUCCCAUUGCCCGGACCCCACCCUGUUGUUUGCCCCAGAUUCCUGGAGUGACCGUUCCUUCACACCAUCCAGUGUCCAAACUGCAGGAACUCAAAGAGGAGUUGGAGGAGGAGAAGGAUCUGGCAGCUGAAGACAACCAGUUUGAAAUGGACAUUUGAGUCUUUCAUCUACCUCCUGUGGAGAAUUCUCUAUUAAAUCUGUCGGGAUGUUGCUGCUCACCCCACGAUCAGCAGACAUUACAUAUUCACCAGAUUACAGGGCUUUUUAAUGAGCUAAACACCCAAAGGGUGUCUUAUUCUUUUGUUUAAAAGUAUGUGUUAGGUGUUUACCAGAAGAAGGAAACACAAUUCUUUGACAAGUGGCAGUGUUUUAAAUUUCUUUAUUGUACAUAUGGUACUUUUUUAUUUUUAUUAUUUUAUGAAAAUGCAGCAUUGUGUGGGAGCCGGGAAAAACCAUGGCACAAUUUCUAAUUUCUUGUUUAAUGGUAAAGAUGGACUGUAUGCCAAAUGACUGUCUGUUGCAUAAAUUUGGUGUUUCACUUAAAAAAGCACAUCAGAACAUAAAUGUACACCAUUGUGUGCCCUCAGGGUUAUCCUGGUGUUUCAUUUGCCUGGAUUUCCUCAGGUUUUAUUAUUUUGAAUGAAAUAAAAUAAAAAAAAAUGAGAAAAAAAUAAAGUCAUUUAAUCUGUUAAA
Messenger RNA from Carassius auratus (goldfish), 1044 nucleotides. RefSeq names its product eukaryotic translation initiation factor 4E-binding protein 3-like. Gene Ontology annotation, biological process: negative regulation of translational initiation. The transcript is spliced from 3 exons. Gene Ontology annotation, molecular function: eukaryotic initiation factor 4E binding. Gene Ontology annotation, cellular component: cytoplasm. The coding region runs from base 171 to 509 and encodes 112 amino acids. Lineage: Eukaryota; Metazoa; Chordata; Actinopteri; Cypriniformes; Cyprinidae. The record is from RefSeq and is a predicted model, not a curated record.